Vicia faba (fava bean) is the source of this 1740-nucleotide messenger RNA. NCBI's taxonomy places the organism in Eukaryota, Viridiplantae, Streptophyta, Magnoliopsida, Fabales, Fabaceae. The record is from the annotation of a GenBank genome assembly.
AUGUCUCAGGUUGCGGUCACUCGAUCUAUUCAAACCUCUCUCUUACGCCCCGCCUCAGGAUCUACACAAGACAGGUGUCAAAUCUUGUUGAAGCCCGCAACUUUUUCAUCCAAAGUCUUCCCUCCACACGGUAACAAAUCCCCCAAGCUUAGUGUCAGAAACUGUCACAUCAAUGCUAUAAAAUCCGAAUCAGCUGAAGUUGUCCCUGUCUCACCUGAUGAUGAUUUAAAGAUUGAGGAGGAGUUGCAGAAGUUGCCUGGUAUGCAGCAAACUGGUGAUGCUUCUGGUGGAAUGUGGUCUAAACCAGUAGUUAGAAGAAAGACUAAGAUUGUUUGUACUAUUGGUCCUUCUACUAAUACAAAGGAAAUGAUUUGGAAGUUGGCGGAUGCUGGGAUGAAUGUUGCGCGUAUGAAUAUGUCGCAUGGAGAUCAUGCUUCUCAUAAGAAAGUUAUUGAUUUGGUUAAGGAAUAUAAUGCACAAUCAAAAGAUAAUGUAAUUGCAAUCAUGCUUGACACCAAGGGUCCUGAGGUUAGGAGUGGGGAUUUACCUCAACCAAUUUUGUUAAAAUCUGGACAGGAGUUUACUUUUACUAUCCAGAGUGGUGUUGGAACUGCAGAUUGUGUUAGUGUGAACUAUGAUGAUUUUGUCAAUGAUGUUGAAGCGGGGGACAUGCUUCUUGUUGAUGGUGGUAUGAUGUCUUUCUUGGUAAAGUCGAAGACAGCGGAUUCUGUGAAAUGUGAAGUUAUUGAUGGAGGAGAACUAGGGUCAAGGAGACAUUUGAAUGUUAGAGGAAAGAGUGCAACACUACCUUCCAUUACUGAGAAGGAUUGGGAUGACAUCAAAUUUGGAGUUGAUAACAAAGUUGAUUUCUAUGCCGUUUCGUUUGUUAAGGAUGCAGGAGUCGUUCAUGAACUGAAGAAUUAUUUGAAAAGUUGCGGUGCUGAUAUACAUGUAAUUGUAAAAAUUGAAAGUGCAGACUCUAUACCGAACUUGCAUUCAAUUAUUACCGCUUCUGAUGGGGCUAUGGUUGCAAGAGGAGAUCUUGGUGCAGAACUCCCUAUUGAGGAGGUUCCGCUUUUGCAGGAAGAGAUAAUUAGGAUAUGCCGUAGCAUGGGAAAAGCUGUUAUUGUGGCAACAAAUAUGCUCGAAAGCAUGAUUGUUCACCCGACACCAACCAGAGCAGAGGUAUCUGAUAUCGCCAUUGCUGUUCGAGAAGGUUCCGAUGGAAUAAUGCUUUCUGGAGAAACUGCUCACGGAAAGUUUCCAAUAAAAGCUGCGAAAGUAAUGCACACGGUAGCAUUACGGACAGAAGCCUCUUUAACAAGUGGGCAAAUCCCACCUAAUAUUGGUCAAGUGUUCAAGAACCAUAUGAGCGAGAUGUUUGCAUACCAUGCAACCAUGAUGUCUAAUACUCUUGGAACAUCGACUGUUGUCUUCACUAGAUCAGGCUUCAUGGCUAUUCUAUUGAGCCAUUAUCGACCUUCUGGCACCAUAUUUGCUUUUACUGAUGAGAAAAGAGUACAACAAAGGUUGGCUUUGUAUCAAGGAGUCUGUCCUAUUUACAUGCAAUUCUCUGAGGAUUCUGAAGAGACAUUCACAAAAGCCUUGGAUUUGUUGCAGAAGAAUGGAUUGGUUAAAGAAGGAGAAGAAGUAGCCCUUGUACAAAGUGGAAGGCAACCCAUUUGGAGGUUCCACUCCACUCACAAUAUCCAGGUCCGAACGGUAUCCAACACAAAUUAA